UAUGCCCCACAGAAAUGAGUGCCGACUAUAGAGACAACAAAAUCAACGAAAAUGCCUUGACUAAAUGCAACAAGUGUGAAUGUCUCAUUUUGUCCGAUUCUUCAGAUCUGGAAAACGACAAAUGUGUCAAACAGCGACGGCCCCAGUCGGCCGCAGGUGACACAGACGAUGGGGAAAAACUCGUUUUUAAAUCAAAAUGCCCCAGUGCAGUCAAAAUUUACGUAAAACACCAAAAUGACGACGACUCGUCGUCCCAAGAAAAAGGGACUUCGACGGACGAUAAUUGCAUAUGCGAUGACAAAGAGGGUAGAAUGAAACAUAUCUGUUUUCGAUUUUACAAGAAAAAGAAAGAAAAAAACAAUCUUGAUCAGGAAAAAAGAGGCUCCCAAGAAACAUUCAAAGAUGAAAACAAUCAAACCUCGAAACCCGCUGUAAAUGAUGGGAAAACGCAAAGUUCAUCUAUGGAUAUUGACGAUAUUAUUGCGAAAACGGUUUGCAAUUGUACACGAUGUGAUAAGAAAAAUGGGGGCGGGGGAGGAGGUUGCAACACAAAUACUAUUAUUAUCCCUCGCGAUAAACCGAAUGGUGAUGGUGUUGCCAGUUUGGAAAACUUUCUCAAAUCAGAAGCGAAAUUAAAUAGUCGCACUAUGGAGGACAUUUUGAAUGAAAUACAAAAGCAACGACGAGAAAUACUGGAACUGAAAGAUAUGUUGGAUAUAGUGGUUCGAGGGUUACGUGACCAUUUAUUCAUGACCACAUUUGCGAAAACUAAAGCCGAAUUGUUCGAAGAUUUGUACCGAAAAAAAAGCUUGGAACGUAAAACUAACUYGCUUUCGAUGACUGACCAACUGGAAGAAAUGAAAAAAGUUGAGAACCUAGAGAGCCAGAAAGAACCAGAAAAAAAGAAAAAACGUUUUUCAUUUCCAUGUUUGCUGCUCCUUUCUUAAAAAUUUACAAUCAUCAAUGACAAAACUAUAAAACAGACAAGUGAGUGGAGCUGUUGCAAAAUGCCACAAUGAGUGACAAUCAAAAACCCAAAAAAUCGGAGGUCUAUCCAUUAUUUCGAGUAACAUCACUAAACCACCUAAAGCUACGAAUAUUGCACACUUCCAAACGUAAGGUUGCCGAACUCGAUUAUACGUGCUCCACCCAAACCAACAAAUGGCAGUAAAGGUUCCUAAAAAUUAUAUAAUUGAGUUCUACCCCUGAAAAUUCAACAACCAACCUAUGAAAAUGUUAAGUUGCAUGUUGUAGCCAUAAUCGAAUCGGCCCAUGCCUAAAUACGCCACAUGAUUGGCUAGAAACGCAACAAAAAAUGUGGUGAUAGUGACUAGAACGAACCUUGGAGCCUGUCGAAAAAUCCUACAACACUGAAUUAAAUUUAAGAACCAAAAAAAUUAACUAAAAAACCUCAUAAUCAUGCAAUAGCACGACAUAAGUACCACCGAAAAGGCGCACGCAUAAUCCAUAAGCUCAGUAAUGGGAAAAUCUCGAGUAUGGAAAAUGGUUGACCACAACCAGGCAUUUAAACUGACCUAAAAUAGCUUUUUGGUAACGUUUAAAUCAUUGUUUUCUAACUCACUAGACAAAAUGCAUGCCAAAGCCAAUACAAAGGACUAUCGUCUGGUACUUCCUUUCUGAAUUUUUUUAUCAUCUUACUGUGGGCAUAGAAAUUUAGCAGGGAGAAAAACACUGAAGCUGGUUCUUGUAUCCCAAAAAGUCGAAUAAAAGGCCACUGAAACCACUGAUACAGAACUGUCUUUGAAAAUUAACAAAAUAUUACUUUUCCGUAAAACUGUGGUGUCCUCCAAUUACGCUCAUGGAACGCUUCAACAGUUUUCCACAUACAUUCAUACCUACAU
Molecule: messenger RNA, 1862 nt
Organism: Tribolium madens (black flour beetle)
Lineage: Eukaryota; Metazoa; Arthropoda; Insecta; Coleoptera; Tenebrionidae
Exons: 3
Coding region: 15-947 (310 amino acids)
Source: RefSeq, a predicted model, not a curated record